Molecule: messenger RNA, 1324 nt
Organism: Corylus avellana
Lineage: Eukaryota; Viridiplantae; Streptophyta; Magnoliopsida; Fagales; Betulaceae
Product: protein DMP4-like
Biological process (GO): endomembrane system organization
Source: RefSeq, a predicted model, not a curated record
CCAUAAAUUAUGACGUGCAAGAGAUACACGAAGUAAGAUUCAUCAAGUGCAACCUGAUUAAAGAAACAAAAUGCAAGUGCAACCUUCGAAGGCAUGUAGUGUCACCUUAAAACUACAAACAAAACAAAAGUUUUCCCGAAGAGUCCAGUUUUUAUAUAUUGCGUCUUACCGAAACAAAUGACAUGACACAAGCAACAAAACCCCCAUGGUGCCUAAUUUACUCCUUACAGUUACUGUUGGAAACACCACAAAAUCUCUCUUUCCCUUUCUCCCACUCAGGGCCACAACUUUCAGAAUGCUUAAACAAGUUUCAUAACGGCCAUGAAUGCUUUUGUAGACAAACUCCCCUUCCUGAAAUCUGGAGCUCUUUCUUGCAAGGCAUGCCUAGCCACCUUGCGCACCCUUUACCUCUACUCAGUUUCCCACUACUUAUAAAACACUGCCUUGCAAGAAACCUGUGGAUACAAAUUGAAAGGAGAUCAAAACAAAGGGGAAAGAGAAGUGAAAGGUUCUGUGCCAUGGAGAUUAAGGUAGAAUCUAAUUCCGAGCAUCACGAUGAAUUGAAAGAUCCCCUCUUGCGAGAUACAACCGAAACAGAAGAGAAAACAUUGAUACAGAAAGCCAUUAGCCAGACAUUUCAGAGCACGGCUCAUUUGGCCAAUCUUUUACCUACUGGAUCACUCCUUGCUUUCCAACUUCUAUCACCCAUUUUCACAAAUCAAGGUGACUGUGACUCGGUCAGCUGGUUCAUGACUGCUGCACUUGUGACCCUCUGUGGGGUGUCAUGUUUCCUUCUAAGCUUCAGUGACAGCUUCAAGGACAAGAAGGGAAAUAUUUGUUACGGGUUUGCCACAUUCCGGGGGCUGUGGGUCAUUGAUGGGUCAGUCAACCUCCCACCUGAUCUUGCUGCAAAAUACCGGUUGCAAUUCAUAGAUUUCAUGCAUGCCUUCAUGUCAAUACUGGUAUUUGUAGCUGUUGCACUCUUUGAUAACAGCGUGGUAAGUUGCUUGUUCCCAACGCCAUCAGAUGAGACUCAGGAGAUCCUCACAAAAUUGCCAGUCGGAAUUGGUGUAAUUUGCAGUAUGUUGUUUGUUGUGUUUCCUACCCAGCGCCAUGGAAUUGGAUUCCCCCUCUCUGCAAAUUAAGAAGAAACCUCUUUUGUUUGGUUUCUACAGAUCUACCUCCAUGCUGUUCAAAACUCAUAAAACUCUGGAUUUAUGUGAAUUCUGCAACAUUAUUCUUUUAUGUUCUCUUUGAAGUGCAUUCAUAAGAUGAUUCUCUGCAACUUAACCAUUAUGUUAAUUGGAAAUAGCCUGUUCAUACA